AUGAGCAGCGAGACGGGACCCACAGGGCCUAACCCGGGCUCUCCGCCGGCGGUCCAUCUUCCAGUUCCGGAGGAUCCGGCGGCCUCGGAGGAGGAGGAGGAGGAGGAAGGGGAGCAGCCACAGGGGCGGAGACUGUGGCAAUCGGGGCAGAGGCAGAGCAGGCGAUCUCGAAGGCAGGCAGAGCAGACUCCGCUGGGAGACCUAAGCGAGUGCCUGCAGCAUCUCCACUCGGCCUCCUCCUCCAGGAAGCACACGGAAGAGAAAGAGGAGGAGGCGGCGGCGGCUCGGGUUCGAAGAGGAAAGGGGGUUUCCGCCGCCAGAGAGAGAGAGAGAGAGAAAGAGGAGGAGCGUUCCUCUAUCACCGCCACCCGCAGUCAGCACUGCCUCCGGCCUCCUCGCCGGCUGACGCUGCCAAAGGACCGGACUUCCGCCUCUCCUUCUCCUCCUCUCGCCAUAGCCACCGCCGGCAGCCACCGCUGCCCUCUCCCGCGGCCACAGUCGCCGCCGGCAGCCACCGCUGCCCUCUACCGCGGCCACAGCCGCCGCCGGCAGCCACCGCUGCCCUCUCCCGCGGCCACAGUCGCCGCCGGCAGCCACCGCUGCCCUCUACCGCGGCCUCAGCCGCCGUCUUUAGUAGAUAUCGUCACCUUCCAGGUAGCCACAGCUUGGUACUAG
Molecule: messenger RNA, 675 nt
Organism: Zingiber officinale
Lineage: Eukaryota; Viridiplantae; Streptophyta; Magnoliopsida; Zingiberales; Zingiberaceae
Exons: 2
Coding region: 1-675 (224 amino acids)
Source: RefSeq, a predicted model, not a curated record